AUGACUGAAGAAACUAUUCCACUUACACCUUUAAGUAAUCAUGAUAAUGAAGGAGAAGGAUCUAAUCAAACUGCUUCACUAUCUAAUAAACGCUCAAAAAAACAAAGAUCAGAACACGUCUCCAAAAAAGUAAAAACACUUGAAAAAACACACAAGUAUAAAAGCUGGGUGUGGAAAUGGUGGGAUCCUGUACUGCUUGAUAAUGGAAAUGCCGGUGCUGAAUAUUUAGUUAAAAAAACAGAUGAACAGCUUUGUGGAAAAGUCUAUUCAAGUGGAAACUCAACAAGUAAUCUCAUUGUGCAUCUUGCUGGAUCACAUCAAAUUACUGAAAAUACAGAUGUAAAAGAAAGAUCGAUUCAAACCACACUUACCAACAAUUGA
Molecule: messenger RNA, 381 nt
Organism: Funneliformis caledonium
Lineage: Eukaryota; Fungi; Glomeromycota; Glomeromycetes; Glomerales; Glomeraceae
Source: the annotation of a GenBank genome assembly